AUCACAGCCGCUUCAGUCUUCAUCGAACUUAUAUUAUCCAAUCCUAGCUUCCUGGGACGUUCCGGAUUGCAUUUGCAAUAAUAUGAUAAGCUCUCGAUUGUAUGCAGACCCUUUUCGUACUCUUUCAGGUACAGCACUGUGGUAUAAUAACUGGAUUAGGAGGACCCUCUGUUUAGAAAACGAGCGAACGCUGCAUCAGCAUGUAACAGUACAGCGCUCAGGUAUUUCUCAACGCGAAUGCAAUGAAGAUGCUGCUCACUUCACUUGGCCACAUUGCCGGGCUGCCAGAGCCCGGAGUGCAUUGCACAACACUGCAGAGAUGAGCUGCGCUGCUUGGCGGGUCCUCGCGUUUCGGGUGCGCUUGUAUCUGUGCAGAAGGCAGGGGGCGAGCACUGCUUUUUUAAUUGUCAGUGCUGUUGAUGCUGCAGAGCAGAACGAGACAAGCAGCUUGUGAAGACGGAGUGAAGGGGGGGCGAAGACAGUGUGCUCAAGGACAGUCGUGACUGGAUUGUUAUUGUAUCGCACUUUUAUAUAGAGGCUAUCCGAGGUGAAGCAGCGCGAUUUACAUGUGGGAGUGAGACAUUAACACAAGAGGCGCGUUGCAAACACGAAAUUGACAAGUACAAUAGUUUGCCGCAGCCCUGUGUUCCUCUGCACCGCACACACCCUGCGAGGGUGUUUAUUUGUGUAUUUAUUGAAUCGUUGAUCUAUUCAUUUAUCCUGUGCCGCGGGCAAUGGCGUGUGGAUGUUGCUUCUCACCGUGGCUCAUAAUCUGCAACAGACCUUCUGCAAUGUUGCGGGUUUACCUUUCAUUCUCCUUCUCUGCCGUCCUUGACCUUGUCGGAUCUCCUCUUUGCAGCCCCUCCUCGCCCGCCGUGAUGGGAGCACCUUAAGCGGGUAUCCCGUCCUCCUUGGCUCCUGACCAGCGGCGGAGGCGGAGGCUGCAGUUGCUUCUUGGGAGGGGAGAGGAGCCUGGAUAGGAGAGCGGGGGAGCGGGAGGUUGUCUCGUAUCCACCGAGCUGCUCUGCAAUGACCCAGGAAGCAGCAUGCUCUCUCCCGAGUUGGAAACCGAAACUGCGGCAGAAGACACGGCCCCCAGCACCCCGAAUGGAGAGGAGGAUAUCCCGGCUGGCACUGAUGUGCUGGAGGAGCAGCGGCCGGUGAAGCAGUCCCUGGGUGCCUCCAUGUGUCGGGAGGCUCACUGGCGGUGCCUGCUGCUGUCCCUGCUCCUGUACAGCUGCCUGGGCACAGUGGCAUGGUGCCAGAUCACCGGACUGGGCUUCUCCUCCUCCUCCACAAGCUCCUCCACGCAGCGCCCCCCUUCCCUGGGGUCCCUGCCCAUGCGAGGGGGCAGCUCGGGCAUGCCGGAGCGGAUCAGGCCCUACGACAGCAGGCCCUGCGGGGAGGGCUACGUGUACAUCCCGCUGACAUGCAUGCUCAUUCUGUACGCUGUGUACCUGGCGGAGUGCUGGCACUGGCGGCUGCGCUGCGGGCUCCAGUGCAGGGCGGACGUGGAGAGCGUGUACGACAGGGUGCUGCGCAUGCGGCAGGCGCGGCCCUGCGUCUGGUGGAAGGCCAUCAGCUACCACUUUGUGCGCCGGACAAGGCAGGUGACCCACUACCGCAACGGGGAGACCUACACCACCAUGCAGGUCUACCACGAGCGGGUCAACACCAACGUGGCCGAGGGGGAGUUCGACUACAGCCACUGCGGAGGGGUGCGGGACCUGUCCCGGGACCUGCGGGGGCUCGAUGAGCACACAGUGACCAGGCUGCGCUUCACCAAGUGCUUCAGCUUCGCGGGGGCCAGGGCGGAGAGCGCCUAUCUGAGCCAGCGCCAUCGCUUCUUCACCCAGACCGAGGGGCUGGACGAGUACAUGGAGGCGCGGGAGGGCAUGCAGCUGAAGAACGUGGACUUUAAGGAACAGCUCAUGGCUUACGUGGACCUCGACCGGCCCCCCUGGUACGCCUCCCCUGCUGCCUUCUGGCUGGCCACCCUCCUCCUCCUGUCCUGGCCCCUGCGCGUGCUCGCGGAGUACCGCACCGCCUUCGUGCACUACCGCGUGGAGAAGCUCUUCGGGCUGGAGUAUGAAGAGGGCUCCCCCUCACCCGAGGACCAGGAGGAGCUGCGGCUGGAUGGGGGAGUGGAGCGGAGUCGACUCCCCCGGGCGGAGACAGUCGACAGCACGGAGCUGGAGUGGCAUAUCUGCUCCAACCGGCAGCUCGUCCCCAGCUACUCCGAGGCCAUGCUGAUGGACCUGGCUGGCUCCCAGAACGGCUUCCUGAGAGGAAGCUUCCCGGGCCGCAGCUACGGGACUCUGGUGCAGGACUGCGAGAGCUGCUUGCGGGAGGGAGGCGGGAGGCAGUGUGGUGGCGCCGGGAGCUCCAGCUGCUCCUCCAUCUUCUCCCGGCACAGCCUCAGCUCGCGGCUCUCGCAAGACACGGCGCGGUUCUCGCUGUGCCGCAUGCACGGCUCGAGGCGCACGAUGGGGCUGUGGAGGAGCCGCAGCAGCACGCUGACGGCCGAGCGCUGCUGCCUGGACGAGGCCUCCUGCUGCCGCUCCUACUCCAGCCAGCUGGCCCUCAACGACAGCCCCCCCACCUACAGGGAUGCGCACUUCUUCCCUGUGCUCAUCGUGCACUGCCCCGAGGGGGGCUCCGGGGAGGGGCGCAGAUACUACAUCCGCAGGGGGUCCUGCUGCCUCGAGACUGCCCUCUGACCCCCGAGCCCCUCCUCCCUGUACCGCUGGAGGGUACACCUCAACUGGUACAGCAGGAGUUCAUUUCAGAGACCUUCGCCUCUCUCCCUCUCGACCUUCCUGAAAGACUAGAGGCACGUUCAGAAUCAUUCAGAAUGAAGUGGCUCUUCAUUGCUGACCUGCACUGUAUUGUAAAGGGCAAUUGGACAGAGAUUUAACCAGGAGACCACUGGACAUUUACACAGGGUACAAUUGAACAGACAUCUCUAAUUAGGAGAUAGUUUAGAUCAUAUAUAGAUAUCUGCCACCUGAGUUACUUGGUUAAAGGGACAGAGAGAGUCUGCCAGGGGACUUGUCUUUGAGACCCCCCCCCCACUCAUAUCCCUCCAAUCCUCAGCGCCCCUCAGCGCCCUGCCUGCCCUCCUCAUUCCUUAUCAGUGGGCAUUCAUUCCAAACCAGCUCUUCAAAGGAGCGCCUGGAUAGAGAUCCUGUCCCAAGAGGAGCCUGGCAGGCAGGCUGUGACUUUGGGAUGAUCCUUUGGUAUAGCAAUACUUAACUCUAAUCACCUGCAUGUAAGAAUUCAGCUUGCAUUGAGAUUGACAUUGAGAUUCCCAUUCAAACAGAACUGCAGUCGUAUCAGAGGACUGCAGGGCUUUCCAAGAAAGACAAAUGCAACGUGUUUAAUUGUCUGACUUGAAGAGCAGCUUGAGGGGGGUGGUGUGAAGAAUCACAGGUAAAUGACAGGACCUUGCCUCUUGAAGCUCCUUAUUAAUCCUGCCCUGUAAAAUCAAUGACUAUGAAAAUGACUUUUAGCAUGAGGCAAGGCCAGUAAUUUAAAGGAAGGUAGCGUGAAAUGACACAGCCUUUGUUUAUGAUGGGGGAGGGCACAGGGUGGAGACAGCUGACCUGUACUUCCAGAUUGCAUUCCCAAUGGCAGUGACUGUUACAAGUGAACCCAAUAAACUCUCUGGAACAACUGGAGUCUUUCUUUCUUUCUUUCUUUCUUUCUUUCUUUCUUUCUUUCUUUCUGUCAUAGACCAAUACAGCAUUGCUGGCUGUUCAACCCUUACUCCUGUUAGCUGUAUAAUAUAAUAUUAUUUUGACCUAUUCUUCAGUUUUAUUUUUACUUUAAUUUAGAACAUUACAAAUAUUUAAAACCUUCAAAUAUUCAAAACACAGGAAAAAAAACAUUUAAAUCCUGAUGCUGCAGUGUCAUAUCCUCAUGUAUUUAAAUCCUGAUGCUGCAGUGUCAUAUCCUCAUGUAUUUAAAUCCUGAUGCUGCAGUGUCAUAUCCUCAUGUAUUUAAAUCCUGAUGCUGCAGUGUCAUAUCCUUGUGUAUUUAAAUCGUGAUGCUGCAGUGUCAUAUCCUCAUGUAUUUAAAUCCUGAUGCUGCAGUGUCAUAUCCUCAUGUAUUUAAAUCCUGAUGCUGCAGUG
Acipenser ruthenus (sterlet) is the source of this 4133-nucleotide messenger RNA. Its product is annotated as transmembrane protein 151B-like. Bases 1047 to 2720 code for a protein of 557 amino acids. The record is from RefSeq and is a predicted model, not a curated record. Lineage: Eukaryota; Metazoa; Chordata; Actinopteri; Acipenseriformes; Acipenseridae. The transcript has 2 exons.